CAUGACAACGAGUCCGCGCCCCGCGCACAGCUGCUGCUCGGGCGGGACCCAGGCUGGACCGCGGGCCCCGGCCUGGGGGCCACAGCUGCCACCGCCGCCGCCACCUCGUCUCCUCCCCGUCCCCGCCCCGCCCCGCGUCUCCUCGUCUCACUCGGGCCCGCGGCCGGGGUCCCUCCCCGCCGCCCCACCCCGCGCGGAUGCCGAAGGUGAAAGCGCUACAGUGCGCCCUGGCGCUGGAGAUCCGCUCUCUUUCCGUGGAGUGAUUUGUCUCACAAUUGUGCUACAGUUAGUUCCCUUUGUACACCUUCCUGACCCGUUUUCCUUCUUCCCUUCCUAGAGGUAACUUGUCCAGGAGUGGUGCUGAAAGACAAGGAGGACAUCUAUCUUAGCAUCUGUGUGUUUGGCCAAUACAAAAAGACACAAUGUGUCCCAGCCAAUUUUCCACUGGUCUUCAAUGCCAGAAUGGUGUUUGAAAAGGUGUUCCCUGAAGCAGUUGACCCUGGAGAUGUGGUUGCACAGCUUGAAUAUGAUACAGCAUUGUUUGAGUUGAUUCAACUAGUUCCACCAGUGGGUGAAACACUGUCUACAUAUGAUGAAAAUACACGAGAUUUCAUGUUCCCGGGUCCAAACCAAAUUUCUGGACACCAUGAUUCAAACCGCCAGGUUACCAUGAGGAGGAUUUCUGGCCUUCGAGGAAUUGCUCCAAAGCUGGAAUUUUCUACAACCUCAGUGAUUACUGAAUGUCUGAUAAGUUCAAGGAAGUGCCGCACUCAGGAUAAAUUUAUUUACCAUACGGCUCCAGUUGAAAAAUCACACGGCAGACUGCAAACCAGAACAUCAAGAUCACAAAAGAAAAAAUCCAAGUCACCUGAGAGAAAUAAAUAUUGCAUAAAUGCAAAAAACUACGAACAGCCUACCAUUUCUUCAAAAUCACACUCUCCAUCUCCCUACACAAAAAGACGCAUGUGUGAGCUAUCUGAAGACACCAGGCGGCGGCUGGCCCAUUUAAAUCUGGGACCCUAUGAAUUCAAAAAAGAAACAGAUAAACCUCCAUUUGUGAUUAGACAUGUCGACCCCCCAAGUCCCAGGGCUGAUGCUUUAUUUGGAUCUUCUGGCAGAGACUGUGAAAGAGAUGGAUGGUCCAGGAUGCACAACGAUCAUGCUCAUCUUGGCUGCUACCGACCCAAGGAUUAUAAGGUUAUCAGGACACCCCAUGGGAGAGACUUUGAUGAGUCUUUGGAAAGGUGUGAUGAGUACUUAAGCUCACGGUCAUGUAGCAAGCCCCAGCAUUCAGCAAGGACCUUACUUGUCCAUUCAGCACCCUCAACGAUGCCAAAGCAUUCUCCAAGCCCUGUGUUAAAUCGAGCUUCUCUCAGGGAAAGAUUCCAUUCUGAUUGGUGUUCACCUUCAAACUGCGAUGAGAUCCAUGACCGGGUAAAAAAUGUCUUGAAAUCACAUCAGGCUCAUCAAAGACAUUUAUAUGAUGAGAGAGAUCCAGAGAAAGAAGAUGAACUGGAACUGAAAAGAGGUCUUUUAUACAGAGACUCUGCUUAUGACAGUGACCCAGAGUAUAGCUCAUUUCAGCAGCCACGUGGCCCUCUCCAUUUGGAUGAUGGUGAAUACUGGUCCAACAGGGCAGCCUCUUAUAAAGGAAAAUCCCACCGACCCAUCUUUGAGAACAGCAUGGACAAGAUAUACAGGAAUUUGUACAAAAAGGCCUGUAGUUCUGUUUCUCAUACACAGGAAAGCUUCUGAGACCAUCCAUGAUAAACUGUAUGGGUGUCUGUGUCAACUUCUCAAUGAAAAUGUUUGAUGUGAUCAAUAUCUGUAUUCUUUUUUUUUAAACAGGUGGUUCUGAAUAGUUAGAUGUGAAUAAGUUUAUUGCUUCAAAUGGUAAAUUAUCACAGGCAGUCCUUUUAUUUUUAAUCACAGACGAGAGUGCUCUGUUCUAAAAGUCAAAGCUCUGCACCAUAAUCACAGCUUCCAAUCUGAUUAUGAGAAGGAUGUUCUGCCACAUAUAGCUCAUAUCUCCAUCUACAAAUCCCAGAAUAGAUUCUCUCUAGAAAUGGUCUGCCUUAAUCACCUUGUGAUUUUCUUUUCAUCUGCUUGAUUGGUUAUCUUGUAUAAGAUUAAUAUGGACUCCUUUUUCUUGGUAAUGAGCAAAAAAGAUAUACUAUACAGAAAUUAGUUUCCUAAGUUUAAAACCCGGAUUUUACUAGUAUUUUCUACUUAGUUCUCCUCCCCAAAAAAGGCUCCUUGUACUUCUUAGCUAAUAAGAAAUAGGUUUUUUUUUUUUUUAAGUUUAUAUAAUCAUCCACUUCCUCUUCUUUAAAAGAACUAAGUUACCUACAAUACGGUCAGCUAGAAAUAGCAGUGGCCAUGUGUGACCCAAAAUGUGAAUAACUGAUUUUUAAAAAUAGAGUUCUUUGCAUGAUUUUCUUUUAAGGUCCUAUCUCUUGGUGCAACCAGAUUCAGAAAAUAGCUUUUGUUAGCACGUAGAAACUCAGAAAGAAUAAAGGGAUUAUAUUGUAUUUAAAACUCUUUAGAGUUUUCAUAGGUACCAACUGACCCAGGAAAGUAGUAUCUUUACCUAAAGGACACUUUAAACCAUAAAGGGGAGUAAAAUAUUAUACGGAAUGCUUUGUACUGGAAAAUCCGGUAGUUGAUAAAAUUAGCUCCUCUCUACCUGCCUUAUCCACCCCUGUGAGGCCAGUGAGUCUUUGAAGAUAUGAAGAAAUUGGCCACCUCGUAUUUAUCAGAGUAAGUGGAGGGAAAGUAGAGAAUAGAAAAUAAGUAAACUUGGCUGACAAGCUCGAAGAGUUGACUACAAGGUACUAUUCUCUCAUUGACUCUACCUAUGGUUAGUUUUACAGUUAUGAUUUUAAAAAGAAAAAACUGAACUCCAUUUAAGUUGAAAUUAACAUGUAAAAUUGAGUGAUUUGUUUUGUAUUAGGAGAAAAUAUGUAAUAUUUGUUAUAUAAUAAUAGGAUUUUUAAACUUCAUGUUUAGAGUGUUCUGGCAUGGCAAUUAGGGAUGUAUGGGAAAGCGCGCCAGAGAAAGGGGCCAGGAGGCCUAGGCUUUAGUUCCAUCCUGCCAUUCUCCUGCUGAGUCUCUUUAAUUCUCUGGGCCCAACUCUCCUCAGCUAUCAAAUGAAAAGAAUGAAGUGGAUCAGCAUUUCCUGAAACGUUCUGUGGACUUCUAGUCUAAGAGAUGGCUGUGGGCAUAUAGAUACAGAUGUUUCAUUAGUCAUAUAAGCUGAGGAGACUCUAUGCAUGAGAUUCACACUCCCCAACUUAAAGAGUCAUAAGUAGGAAGGCAGGAGUGAAAGGCAGUGCUAUCGAUACUGGAACAGCCAUUCCAGACAGAGCUGUCUGGGCAAACUAGCAUGUAUGGCUGAUAGAGUAAACACUGGCUUGUUGGAGGCACUAAAAUAUCCUGGCAUAACCCUCUUUCACUCUAGCAUCUGGUCUGGAGUCUGACACAUAAUUAGUGCUCAUUAAAUAUUUUUUGAAUUAGCCCAGAAUUUCCUAAGUGAGCGUGUAGCAGUAUUUGUCAUUAUGGCGAUCCUUCCCCACCCAUCCCACCCCCUCAGCUCCCCACACUCCCUUUCAAGUAUGCCGUCCUCAGGUUCAUGUAGACACUGUCAGGGAAGUAGUACACUACGCAAUCAUGGAGUUACCCCCUGGCUGUAAGUUGUAGGAUGGCAUUUUGUACAAUGAGCUUUUGAAGGUCAACAAUGACUAAUGCUUUUUUUGUUUUUUAAUA
Lutra lutra (Eurasian river otter) is the source of this 3765-nucleotide messenger RNA. It is a transcript of the gene SPATA6, whose product is annotated as spermatogenesis associated 6. Gene Ontology annotation, biological process: spermatogenesis; motile cilium assembly. NCBI's taxonomy places the organism in Eukaryota, Metazoa, Chordata, Mammalia, Carnivora, Mustelidae. The transcript has 14 exons. Gene Ontology annotation, molecular function: myosin light chain binding. The coding region runs from base 463 to 1755 and encodes 430 amino acids. The record is from RefSeq and is a predicted model, not a curated record.